Messenger RNA from Lucilia cuprina (Australian sheep blowfly), 888 nucleotides. Its product is annotated as collagenase-like. Gene Ontology annotation, biological process: proteolysis. The coding region runs from base 1 to 816 and encodes 271 amino acids. The transcript has 2 exons. Lineage: Eukaryota; Metazoa; Arthropoda; Insecta; Diptera; Calliphoridae. The record is from RefSeq and is a predicted model, not a curated record. Gene Ontology annotation, molecular function: serine-type endopeptidase activity.
AUGAAUGUAUUAGUAGUAUUGGCAUUAGCAUUAUCUUACGUUUCGGCGGCCUCUAUACCAGAAUCUCCUGUUUUCCCCAAGGACUUGAAAGGUGCUAAAGUUAUUGAGGAACGUAUUACUAAUGGAUAUGAGGCUUAUCCUGGUCUAUUUCCAUACCAAGUUGGCUUGACAUUAUCACUUGGUCAAUAUGGAUCGAUGUGGUGUGGUGGUUCUUUGAUUGGCAAAACAUGGGUGUUAACUGCUGCUCACUGCACUGAUCGUGUAUUGUCUGCUACCGUGUAUUUGGGAAGUACUGAACGUACUGUUGCUCAAGUUACUUUUAAUGUCGACUCCACCUCCUUCAUCCAACACGCUGGCUACAAUCCUAUAACUUUGAAUAAUGAUAUCUCUUUGAUAAGAAUUCCUGAAGUUACUUAUUCCGAUGAAAUUCAACCUGUUAAGCUACCCGCUAUUUCCGAAACCUACUCAAACUAUGCUAAUACUUGGGCCACCGCAUCCGGUUGGGGACUUGAUGAGAACAAUGCAAGCGUAUCGAACCUGAAAUAUGCCCAAUUUCUGGUCAUAACUAAUGCUGAGUGUGCUAAAACCUAUGGAUCAAUGAUCACUAACAAUAUCCUUUGCGUUGCCACUCCUAGUGGUACUUCUACAUGCAGCGGUGAUUCUGGUGGCCCAUUAGUAUCAGAUUUUACAAAAGAACUCAUUGGUGUUACAUCUUUUGUUUCCCGAGCUGGUUGCCAAUAUGGUGCCGCAGCUGGAUUCGCCCGUGUAACCACUUACUUGGAAUGGAUUAGAGCUUACACUGGCAUUUCAUAUUAACUAAAUUAAUUUUACCUUUAAAAUGCUAGAAAAAUAGUUUAAUUUAUUACUGUUAUUAAAUGUUUUUCUUAA